CUCAGGCUCCGUGCGCUGACGCUUCCUGCGUCGCACUGUGCCAGGCCACCAACCGGGAUGCAGUGGGCCGUGGGUCGGCGGUGGGUGUGGGCCGCACUGCUUCUAGCUGCCGCGGCUGUGCUGGCGCAAGUCGUCUGGCUCUGGCUAGGUUCACAGAGCUUCGUCUUCCAGCACGAAGAGAUCGCGCAGCUGGCUAGACAGUAUGCGGGACUGGACCACGAGCUGGCCUUCUCUCGGCUGAUUGUGGAGCUGCGGCGACUGCACCCAGGCCACGUGCUGCCCGACGAGGAGCUGCAAUGGGUGUUCGUGAACGCUGGUGGCUGGAUGGGCGCCAUGUGCCUUCUGCACGCCUCGCUGUCCGAGUAUGUGCUGCUCUUUGGCACCGCGCUGGGCUCCGGAGGCCACUCUGGGCGCUAUUGGGCUGAGAUCUCGGACACCAUCAUCUCUGGUACCUUUCACCAGUGGAGAGAGGGUACCACCAAAAGUGAGGUCUUCUAUCCAGGGGAGACAGUGAUGCACGGACCUGGAGAGGCUACUGCUGUGGAGUGGGGACCAAACACGUGGAUGGUGGAGUAUGGUCGAGGUGUCAUUCCAUCUACUCUGGCCUUCGCCCUGGCUGACACAGUCUUCAGCACCCAGGACUUCCUCACCCUCUUCUAUAGUCUUCGAGCCUAUGCCCGGGGACUCCGACUUGAGCUCACCACCUACCUCUUCGGCCAAGAUUCUUGACCAGCCGGGCCUGAAGAAGGACCUGUGGGUGGGCAGGCCCCUAUGCAUCUACUUGUUGGAGCCCAUAUGUACAGACAGGAACAUCUUCAUACCAUACA
Molecule: messenger RNA, 827 nt
Organism: Chrysochloris asiatica (Cape golden mole)
Lineage: Eukaryota; Metazoa; Chordata; Mammalia; Afrosoricida; Chrysochloridae
Gene: SIGMAR1
Product: sigma non-opioid intracellular receptor 1
Exons: 4
Coding region: 58-729 (223 amino acids)
Cellular component (GO): endoplasmic reticulum
Source: RefSeq, a predicted model, not a curated record